Tinamus guttatus (white-throated tinamou) is the source of this 969-nucleotide messenger RNA. Its product is annotated as lysophosphatidic acid receptor 1-B. Gene Ontology annotation, cellular component: membrane. Gene Ontology annotation, molecular function: G protein-coupled receptor activity. Gene Ontology annotation, biological process: G protein-coupled receptor signaling pathway. Lineage: Eukaryota; Metazoa; Chordata; Aves; Tinamiformes; Tinamidae. The record is from RefSeq and is a predicted model, not a curated record.
AUGAACGGGUACCCAAACUGCUCUGUCAACCAUACUAAAAUCUGGAGUCCACAAUUAGUACUUGCACUGGGCAUCCCUCAGCUGACUAUUAACAUAAUAUCCAUGAUCUCCAACUGCACCGUCAUCUUCACCAUAAUGGCUACCAAGGAUCUGCACAAGCCUAUCCUUGUACUCUUCUGCAAUUUGGCUUUUUCUGAUCUCUUCACCAGCUCUUCUGGCUUCUGGAUUUCAUUGCUCUUCAUCACCAACCCUGACAGUACGAUCUUUGGAUCCAAGGAUAUGCUUGCACCUUAUGCCUUUUAUACUAUAUCUAUUUUAUCUACUAUUUAUAACUUGGUAAGCAUUGGAAUUGAACGCUACCUGGCUGUAGCCGAAAGCAUCAGAACAAGAUUCAGGGUUUCUAGAAAGCAUUCGUUAGCUGCUGUUUUAAUUAACUGGACCCUUGCCUUCUUUUUCGGCUGCUUGCCAUUGAUAGGGUGGAACUGCUUGCAUAGGGAAAAUCGUCUCUCCAUCCUCUACAGUCCCCUUUGUGUUGACUACCUCAUCUUUACCACCAUUCCUAAUUGUGUGGUGGCCUUUAUUGUGCCUCUGUUCACCUACCUCAGCAUCAUUAUCAUCCUGAGGAAAAGAAAGUUCAAAAUGAAGGCAUGUGGACAAGCUACCGGCACCUACAAAUCAGCUGAGAUCCAAGUCGCCAGAACUAGCGUUUCCAUUUGGCUCCUGGCAUUGAUCUCCUACGCUCCUUUCUUUGCAGGAGUCCUGUUCGAUGCAACUAACCACCAGUGCCCCCUUGAACUCUACCCAAGCACCAACAUCUUUCGGAAUUGCAAGGCUAUGUUGGUAACCAUCAACUGUUUGGGAAACCCCGUAAUAUACACGCUGAAGAUGAAAGAACUGAGGGCCAAACUCAAGGUUCUGAGGUGCCCUUCCGGCAACCGCAUGCACGCCUGCACCGUGAAGAGCAUCUAG